Molecule: messenger RNA, 600 nt
Organism: Ostertagia ostertagi
Lineage: Eukaryota; Metazoa; Nematoda; Chromadorea; Rhabditida; Trichostrongylidae
Source: the annotation of a GenBank genome assembly
AUGGACGUGCUCAUCGUGUUGGCUACGACGAUCGCCUUUACAUACUCGAUACUUGUUCUUAUUAUUGCUUUGAUUCUGAAGGGGAAAACGUCGGAAGCAUUGAGUCGAUUGAUGUCACUCCAAGCAAAGGAGGCCACCCUCAUAACAAUGGACUCCGAGGGUCGUGUUACCUCUGAAAGGGGAAUUAAUAUCGAACUGGUUCAACGUAACGAUUUGAUCAAAGUGAUACCAGGUGCAAAAGUGCCGGUCGACGGAAUAGUGGUGGACGGACAGAGUUCAGCGGAUGAGUCCUUUAUCACAGGAGAAUCCAUGCCGGUUGUUAAAAAAGCCAGCAGCAAAAAGUUUUCAGGAAGCAUUGUCAUUGGAGGAUCAGUGAAUCAAAAAGGUGUGCUGAUCAUACAAGCAACCCUUGUUGGACAGGACUCGACUUUGGCUCAAAUUGUGCGGCUGGUGGAAGAAGCGCAGACGAAUAAGGCUCCGAUCCAACAAAUGGCCGAUCGCAUUGCUGGCUAUUUCGUACCGUGUGUUAUUUUCUUGGCAUUACUUACUCUAGUCGGGUGGAUUGUGAUUGGGUACAUGUCGCAGAAAUAUGUAAAUAUG